UGUUGUUGUUUCCAUUCUAUUUUCAAUUGGAUUUUGUUAAAAUCUCAGUAUCUAGAGAGAGAGGGUUUCCAGAGAGAGAUUCAGUUUUCUUCUCCUUCUUCAACCUAACUCUAGCUUUUGAUUUCCUCAUUUUGAUUUUUUAUUUUUUUAUUUUUUAUUUUUAUUUUAUUUUUGUUACCACUUGGUCUAGGGUUUGAGUUUUUGGUGAGGGUUAGGUGUUGUUUUUUUCUUAAUAAGUUGAAUUUUCAUUUUUUUUUGGGUUGAAUUAGGGUUUGAAUUAGUGGGUUAGGGUUUCAUCUGUUGGGGUUUGUGUGGAUGGAGCCUCGCGUUGGGAAUAAGUUUCGGCUGGGGAGGAAGAUCGGUAGCGGCUCGUUCGGGGAGAUCUAUCUCGGUACUAACAUUCAGACGAACGAGGAGGUUGCAAUUAAGCUUGAAAAUGUCAAGACAAAGCAUCCGCAGUUACUAUAUGAAUCAAAGCUAUACAGAAUUCUACAGGGAGGAACUGGAAUUCCAAACGUGAGAUGGUUUGGAGUAGAGGGAGAGUACAAUGUUCUUGUGAUGGAUUUGCUUGGGCCUAGUCUUGAAGAUCUAUUCAACUUUUGCAGUAGGAAACUCUCUUUGAAGUCAGUGCUCAUGCUUGCUGAUCAAAUGAUCAAUCGGGUUGAAUUUGUUCAUUCUAAAUCGUUUCUACAUCGAGAUAUCAAGCCAGACAAUUUUCUAAUGGGCUUGGGAAGACGUGCAAAUCAGGUCUACAUCAUUGACUUUGGUUUGGCUAAGAAAUAUAGAGAUACUGCAACACAUCAGCACAUUCCUUAUAGAGAAAAUAAGAAUUUGACUGGAACUGCAAGAUAUGCAAGUAUGAACACCCACCUUGGCAUUGAGCAAAGCCGGAGGGAUGAUUUAGAAUCUCUUGGUUAUGUGCUUAUGUACUUCCUAAGAGGAAGUCUUCCUUGGCAGGGACUGAAAGCAGGAACUAAGAAACAAAAGUAUGAGAAAAUUAGUGAAAGAAAAGUUUCCACAACGAUUGAGGUCCUUUGUCGGGGUUAUCCAACAGAAUUUGCUUCAUACUUCCACUACUGUCGUUCACUGCGAUUUGAUGAUAAGCCAGAUUAUGCUUAUCUGAAAAGGAUAUUCCGUGACCUCUUUAUUCGCGAAGGAUUCCAGUUUGACUAUGUGUUUGACUGGACUAUUUUGAAGUACCAGCAAUCACAGCUUGCUACUCCUCCAUCUCGUGUUCUUGGUCCUGGUGCUGGAACAAGCUCUGGACUGCCCCCUCCUGCUGUUGCCAAUGCUGACAGGCAGUCAGGAGAAGAAGGGAGACCUGCUGGUUUAUCUUCUAUGGAUCCUUCUCGUCGGAGAAUUUCUGGUGAUGGAGGAGGUUUAUCCAAGCAGAAGAGUCCAGUUGCAAGCGAUUUGGCAGUGAGUAAAGAUGCUAUGUUAUCUAGCUCCCAUUUUUUGGGCCGGUCAAGUGGUUCAUCAAGGCGAGCUGCUGUGUCUAGCAGCCGUGACGCAGCCAUUAUGGGAAGCGAGUCUGAUCCCUCUCGUGCACAUACCACUGAGGCAAGCCCAGGGGCAGCAGUACGGAGGAUCUCAAGCGGGCAAAGAAGUUCACCGGUUGGAUCCUCAGACCCCAAGCGCACAUCAUCUGGUAGGAACAUCACUAACAUAAAGAACUAUGAAUCCACAAUCAGGGGCAUUGAGAAUCUGAAUUUUGACAAUGAUGAGAGGGUUCAUUAUUAGAUGCACACCUCCCUCAACUCUUGUAAAUCUAGACUCAGUGUGCUACUACGCUUGCAGUAGAAUUUGUUAGCUAUUGGAGUGAGUUUUCAGGGGCAAUUGUGAGCUGGUAUCCAACAGACUGGGUUGUGAUUUGCAAAAGACGUAUAUCAAAUUAUCAAGAGAACGUAGAGAAGGCUAUGUCUAAGGAGAUUUAGUUGUGUUGGUACUGCUCGCCAGUCUAGUUUACUCAUUUCUUUUAACCCUUUUCCCUUCUCUGAAGUCUCUUGAGGUGUCUCAUGUUAUGGUUCUAAACUUAAUGGCACUGUAAAUUGGCCUGUUGUAUUGAUAUUCUCCUCCCUAUAAAAGUUCAUUUUUCACUCU
This is a messenger RNA of Vitis riparia (riverbank grape), 2100 nucleotides long. RefSeq names its product casein kinase 1-like protein 2. Lineage: Eukaryota; Viridiplantae; Streptophyta; Magnoliopsida; Vitales; Vitaceae. The transcript has 14 exons. Gene Ontology annotation, molecular function: ATP binding; protein serine/threonine kinase activity. Gene Ontology annotation, cellular component: cytoplasm; nucleus. Bases 316 to 1740 code for a protein of 474 amino acids. Gene Ontology annotation, biological process: signal transduction; endocytosis; peptidyl-serine phosphorylation. The record is from RefSeq and is a predicted model, not a curated record.